AUGGCAAUACUUAAAAUGAAAAAACCUUUAGUGUAUAUAAUAUUAGUAUUAGUCUAUUUACUUGGAUUAGCGGUUACAAUAACAUGUCUGGUAUUUGCAAUUGAAAAACGAAAAGCAUUUAUGGAUAAUGGUGAUGAAAUAAUUUUAAAAAAUGAAGCAAUUGAGUAUUUAUAUCUGUUUUUAUUAAUAGCGACAAUCAUAAGUUACCUGACAUCAAUGUGUUGUUCAAUAGCAAGUAAUGAACCAAAUAUCUUGGGAGAUGGAGGAACUGCGUUGGUACAAUUUAUAACAUCAUUAGUGUGGAUAAUAAUCCCAGCGGUGUACACGGUUUUAACUACGAAUGAAUUAGAAAAAAUUCCUUUUUCGUGCUCGACAUCGUCAUCAAACCGUUUAUUAAUAUUACACGCGUGUAAAAUGCGCAGAAAUAAUUUAUUAUUGAUGUGGAUAGAUAGUGUAAUAAUGUUUUUAACGAUGUUUACUCUCUGUUUUUGUUUUUACGGAUUAGAAAUUCGAGAUGAGGAAGAUAUUCUUAUUGAUCAAAGUCUUGGUAUUGGACAAAGUUCUGAAGUUUCUACUCCACCUGUUCUCAAGAGAUUCAACCCAUAUUUUUGCAAACAUUAA
Molecule: messenger RNA, 621 nt
Organism: Funneliformis mosseae
Lineage: Eukaryota; Fungi; Glomeromycota; Glomeromycetes; Glomerales; Glomeraceae
Source: the annotation of a GenBank genome assembly